CCCCACCCGUCCUCUCCCCGCCCUUCCCCCGGCUGACAAAGUUGCCAAAAGCCCGGAAGCUCCAGAAGGAAACAAAGUUUCCCCCAACAGCGCCGCGGGGGAGGGAAAAAAAAAGAAAAAAAAAAGAAAGACCCUCCGCCCGGUGGAACCUCCAGCGCCCAGCGCAGCCGGCGGACUCCGGAGAAAAGGCGAUCGCAAGGCUGGGAUGAGCGACUGAAAGGGAGAAGCAGCGCCGAGGAGGAAGAAGAGGAAGAGGGGAGCAGGGGGGGGGGGUCCUGGAGGCAACCCACCCACCCACCCACCCGGCCGGGGAAGAACCUUGGAACAGCAGCCUCUUCCUUUCCGGAGGGCGAUGGGCGCCCGGCAGCCUCUCCGGGCCAAAAGGAGGGGUCCCCCCUGCCUCGUUCUGGUGGGGCUCCUGCUGGGUGUCAUUCAGGCUGCGGAAAGUAACUCCUCACGGACGGCCGUUUGUCCAGGUUAUCCCGAUGUCCGGAGAGAACCGCAAGGCCAAAUCCAUAGCCCUUCGGGCCACGUGGCGACUUCCAGCAGCUGCUCCUGGGUGAUCGUGGGUGGCCCGGAUGAUAUCAUUUACAUCGGGUUCCAACAUUUCUUCCUUUCCUGCGGGUCGGAAAUGCUGAUCAUCCGUGCGCCCAAUCAGCCGUCCCGGAAAUUGUGCGGUUACACAACGCCGGAAUCGAUUCGCGUAAAGGGUGGCAACGUGACCCUGACUUACAGUUGGAAAUUCUGGGCAAGGAAUAGAUUUCAGCUCAAAUAUGAAAGAGAACCCAAAACACAGCCUGUUGUUGUGUCAUGCAACCGCACCUUGGACGACUUCUACGGGGUGAUUUAUUCCCCGGCCUUCAGCUCGGACUCACACCUGGGCGCCGCGCAUUGCCAGUGGGUCCUGGAUGCCCACGACAGCCGUCCCCUCACCCUUCACUUCACUGUCCUUAAUUUGGAUAUCGGGGACUCGCUCCGGGUGUACGACGGUGUGCCUGGCGACCCACUCCUCCCUCACCUGCUGCGCAACUUGGAUUACACCAGCAACAACAAGAUUGUGUCGGUGGACUCCCCAUCUAGCCGGGCAUGGGUGGUCUACCAGGCGGUGCCGGGAACAGAAGGACGGGGUUUCAACGCCACGUACCACGUGCAAGGAUUUUGUGUGCCAUGGGACUUCCCCUGCGGAGGAGACAGCGGCGAGGGUGCCACAUGUUACAGCACUGCCGAGCGGUGCGACGGGAAUUGGGAUUGUGCCAACGGCGCCGAUGAGGAUGGUUGCCAUGGCUGCCCGCCGGGGCAGUACCCCUGUGGAGGACGAGGCAUCGGAGGUGCCGUCUGCUACAGUGCCACCGACCGUUGCAACUACCAAACAUUUUGUGCGGAUGCCGCUGACGAACGCCGUUGUUACUCCUGCCAGCCUGGGAACUUCCGGUGCAGAGACGGACGCUGUAUCUAUGAGAGCUGGGUGUGCGACGGGCAAGCGGACUGCGUCGAUACCUCAGAUGAGGCGGACUGCUCCUACAUCCUGCCCCGCAAGGUGGUGACGGCGGCCGUCAUCGGCAGCCUGGUAUGCGGUCUCCUUCUGGUUAUCGCGCUGGGCUGCACGUGCCGUCUGUAUGCGCUCCGGAGCCAUGAAUUUGGAGUUUUGGCACCUAUGUCACGGAUGGAGGCCCAGUUGGUUCAGCGCCAGGCUCCCCCAUCUUAUGGGCAGCUCAUCGCUCGCGGGGUUAUUCCUCCAGUAGAAGGGUUCCCGGUUGAGCAUCCAAAUCAGAAUUCGGUCCUGGGGAAUUUGCGGUCUCUCCUGCAUCUCUUGCGACGGGACCCAGCUAGCCCUGAGGGAGCCUGCGGGAGGCGUCGUCCCCAUCAAAGCCGCUUCCUACGACGUCUGACGAGGCGCAUGCGCCGAUUGGGGUUACUUCGUCACUCGGCCUCCCCUGCUUCAUCUUCUACCACGGCUUCCACCAUCAUCCCUAACUCAUCUUCCGUGCCCGAUGACCUCGCUGAGGCAUCUCGUGGAGAUGGAGAUGCUUCUUCCCAUCUUCCAGAAGACCAACCGUUGCCUCUUCCCACCAAGGUCCCACUGAUUCCUGCAGAACCCAGGCCGGAUCCUCACAACCCACGGCCUACUCCACGGUUUACGGGGGUCAUGCGUAGCCUCCGCGUCCGGCUUUUCUCCCCCAUGCCCGCCUGCUCCGCGGAAGCUGGAGAGGACCGGAACGCAUCUCCAUCUCCCGAUGAUGAAGACGAAGUGCUUCUAGUCCCUCUUGCCGAUCCGCAACUCGAGAACUUCGAGAACUGGAAUGCCGACGACGAACCUCUUCUGACUUGAGAAAUUUAGGUUGGAUGUGGCCUUGAGGAAAUUUUGUCACCAGCGACCGACAAUGGACAGUCAAGUUUCUGUUUCUUUCCCGCCGAUCCUUCCACGUUCCCCCCCCCUCCUGCCCCGCCCCAUCAGAAAUGAGCGAAAUCUUUGGGGGGAAAAAUCUAAUUUUUAAAAAAUUAUUUCUUCUUUCUUGUCAGCGUUUUGACCUGUCAGGAAUGGGUUUCAUUUGGCCUUUGGAGUCAGUUCAGAUCCACCGAGGGUUGCGGAAAUGUCUUUGUGGCUCGCCAGAUGGAUUAAUCUUCUUGGCUCCUUCCGUCUUAAUUUGUAGAAGGGAUUAUUCUCUUUUGAAAUGGCAAUUUGUGUUCUCAAAUUGCACAAUAAUUCUCAAGGGAGGUUUUUUUAGAUGUCUUUGACCCUGAAGGUUGUCUUGAAAGUGAUCGAAGUAUAUGUGCUUGGCAUUUUAAAGUUCCUUCUUAGAAAAUGAAGAGGAGGAAAGAAUACAAUAUGUUCCUUGGAGGAAAAACUCCAGUUAUUUGCCUGAUUAAAAAAAUGAAGGAAGCAAAGAUACAAUCCAAAAUAACUUUUAGCAACAUGAAGGCAAUUUUCUCUAAGACCAGUAAUUUGAUUUUUUUUUUUUUUUCCCUUUGGUGGAAAUUUGACCUUUCAAUCGUCCCAUCAUGGAGCGCAACGAAAGAUUUAUUUUUGUGAAUUUAUGGAAAGCUGGGAAUAAAUAUAUAUAUAUAUUUGUUUUCUGAGGUUUUCACGGGUGUUUGUAUGUAGGUCUUUGGUUGUUCCGGUUUUCUCCUGUGUAAAAUUGGAAGUGUCUUGGCGACGUUUCGAGGAAGUCUCAUUCGUCAUCUUCAGGCUUCAGCUUCGUGCUUCUGGGAGCAAUGUGUGAUCGCAGCUGUUUCUUCCUUUUAACUGUUCAAACCCCC
This is a messenger RNA of Ahaetulla prasina, 3258 nucleotides long. It is a transcript of the gene LRP10, whose product is annotated as LDL receptor related protein 10. Gene Ontology annotation, cellular component: plasma membrane. The transcript has 7 exons. Gene Ontology annotation, molecular function: protein binding. Bases 353 to 2329 code for a protein of 658 amino acids. NCBI's taxonomy places the organism in Eukaryota, Metazoa, Chordata, Lepidosauria, Squamata, Colubridae. The record is from RefSeq and is a predicted model, not a curated record.